Molecule: messenger RNA, 689 nt
Organism: Penicillium argentinense
Lineage: Eukaryota; Fungi; Ascomycota; Eurotiomycetes; Eurotiales; Aspergillaceae
Product: 40S ribosomal protein uS11
Exons: 3
Coding region: 31-480 (149 amino acids)
Biological process (GO): translation; maturation of SSU-rRNA from tricistronic rRNA transcript (SSU-rRNA, 5.8S rRNA, LSU-rRNA); ribosomal small subunit assembly
Cellular component (GO): cytosolic small ribosomal subunit; ribosome
Molecular function (GO): structural constituent of ribosome; mRNA 5'-UTR binding; small ribosomal subunit rRNA binding
Source: RefSeq, a predicted model, not a curated record
CAUAUUCCAUCCACGACAAUCCCAUCCACAAUGGCCCCCAAGACUGCCCCCAAGGCUAAGGAGAACGUCUCCCUCGGCCCCCUUGCCGGUGACGGCAAGCUCGUUUUCGGCGUUGCCCGCAUCUUCGCCUCCUUCAACGAUACUUUCGUUCACGUUACCGAUCUUUCCGGCCGUGAAACCAUCACCCGUGUCACUGGUGGUAUGAAGGUCAAGGCUGACCGUGACGAGUCCUCCCCCUACGCUGCCAUGCUUGCUGCCCAGGACGUCGCUGCCCGCUGCAAGGAGCUCGGCAUCAACGCUCUGCACAUCAAGAUCCGUGCCACUGGUGGUAACGGCACCAAGACCCCCGGUCCCGGUGCUCAGUCUGCCCUCCGUGCCCUCGCCCGUGCCGGUAUGCGCAUUGGCCGUAUCGAGGACGUCACCCCCACCCCCUCCGACUCUACUCGUCGCAAGGGUGGUCGUCGUGGUCGCCGUCUGUAGACGUGUGCGGGUAUGUCUUUCAUUUCCUACUACGUCUUUGCGUGGCUGGAUCGGGAGCAACCUGCAGGCUCUACCUGCAAUUGUGGAUGGAAUAAACGCGAAGAACGGCAUUUAUCGCCUGGUCUUCAAUUUCUAUCACGCCCUAAAAGUUCGAUCUCAGCUGUUGCUGUUGAGCUAGGUAGUCUGAUAAGACGACUGAAUCAAUUGAC